CGCGAGGCGUCCUUCGGUUUCGGGCGGUGCGCGCAGGAAUGGGCGGGACCAAGGCAGUUGAGCGCGCAGAAUACCGGCGUCGGGAGCAGCCCAAGAUGGCGGCGGCCUUGCUCCGUGCUCCCCUUCGUUCCUGGAGAACUGGCUUCGGUUGGGGUUGCGGGCUGCGGCGGUUGAGCCAAACGCAGGAACCUCCAGGUUACCGCGGCUUUGUGGAGUCAACUGAUGAAUUCCAGUUCGUGGAACGCCUGCUACCCCCCACCAGGAUCCCAAAGCCACCAAAGCAUGAACAUUAUCCCACUCCUAGUGGGUGGCAGCCUCCUAGAGAUCCCCCACCCAACCUGCCCUAUAUGAUACGGCGCUCCCGAAUGCACAACAUCCCUGUCUACAAAGACCUUACACAUGGCAACCGCCAGAUGACUGUGAUCCGGAAAGUGGAGGGAGAUAUCUGGGCCUUGCAGAAGGAUGUGGAAGAUUUUUUGAGCCCACUGUUGGGGAAGACACCUGUCACCCAGGUUAAUGAGGUGACAGGUACCUUGCGGAUCAAGGGCUACUUUGAUGAGCAACUGAAAGCCUGGCUCCUCAAGAAGGGCUUCUGAGGUCUACUGAGCAGCCUGUGUGGACAGACUGGAGCCUGGGGAACC
This is a messenger RNA of Octodon degus (degu), 641 nucleotides long. RefSeq names its product mitochondrial ribosomal protein L49 (gene Mrpl49). NCBI's taxonomy places the organism in Eukaryota, Metazoa, Chordata, Mammalia, Rodentia, Octodontidae. The coding region runs from base 39 to 596 and encodes 185 amino acids. Gene Ontology annotation, molecular function: structural constituent of ribosome. The transcript has 4 exons. Gene Ontology annotation, biological process: translation. The record is from RefSeq and is a predicted model, not a curated record. Gene Ontology annotation, cellular component: mitochondrial large ribosomal subunit; ribosome.